Brassica rapa (field mustard) is the source of this 6367-nucleotide messenger RNA. Its product is annotated as putative 1-phosphatidylinositol-3-phosphate 5-kinase FAB1C. Gene Ontology annotation, cellular component: endosome membrane. The record is from RefSeq and is a predicted model, not a curated record. Gene Ontology annotation, biological process: phosphatidylinositol phosphate biosynthetic process. Gene Ontology annotation, molecular function: ATP binding; 1-phosphatidylinositol-3-phosphate 5-kinase activity. Lineage: Eukaryota; Viridiplantae; Streptophyta; Magnoliopsida; Brassicales; Brassicaceae.
ACUAAUUAGUCAAGUUAAUUAAUAAUUACACACAUAAAUAAUCCAGAUUCUUCUGCUAAUUAGCCUAUUAAUGACUCAGAGCCUAGUCAAAGUUAGUAUACAAAGUAUUCUAGUUUACAUUCUUACAUCAAUCUUUUACAAUUAGUACAAUUAUAUAUAAUUACAUCAUAGUUAUCUUCUCAUUCUCCAAUUAUAUGUGUUUCUUUUGCUGAAAAGCGUAUCCGUAAUCAUUAUUCGAUUCAUAAUCUUUGUUAUCCUUUCCACAUGUAUAUUAUUAUUAUUUGCUAUCAAUACAGAUACAACAAUUAAGUAGAAUUUUGACUAAUUGUUCAGACAAGAUACACACGUUUAUUAAAGAUUUAAAAGUUUCGGAAUACUAUGAAUCUUUUGUAUUUAAUAUGAGCAUUAAAUAGGUAAUUUGUGUGUUGGAAAAAGUGUGUAUUAAAUCAAAAACAAGGAAGAGAAUAAUUAAAACAAAAGAAACAAAAAAACGAAACGUGAAUAUUUGAGAAAAGAAAUUUAAUUGAAUUCAAAGAUCACCAAAAAGGUUUAUUAUAAAUAUUAAAAGUUCACGAAAAAAGAAAAAGAACGAAAACGCCGUUGGUGACCAAUUGAAAACGGAACCUUGAAGACAGAGGAGUCUCUGUCUUGUCCAAAUAAAAGAAAAAACCAGUUUAAGGUCUUUGUCAUGUUUUUUAUUUUAUAAUUUAAUUUAAAUAAAAUCAAACUGUACAAAUCAGAUCACAGUUAUUUUAAUUAAGUAAUGGUAUAAACCCUAGUUGGAAUUACAAAAUAGGAUAAAUAAAUUAAAAAUAAAAUAAAGAAGAGAGAGGAAAAGGUGAGAACAGUUAAUGGCGGAGCAGUAUAAGGAAUCGCGUCUCUCUACAAAUCUUCCAUAACUCUGUAUCAUCAUUCUUCUCUAAUAGCAAAAAAAAAAAAAAAAAAAAAAGCAGAACAAGAAAGAACUAGUGUUUUGAUGUUGUUGUUAGUGGAGAAGAAGAACAAAAAUCAAUCUCUCUCUCAAGAGUUCUCGAGAUGCGAGCUCAGUUCUGUAGAAAAGGAACCUUCUCUGUACUUCUCCUCUUCCUCCUUUUGAUUCUCAUCUUGCCCAAUCUUUAAUCUUCUUCUUCCUUCAGUUUCACUCUUUCUUGUUUUUUUUUUCUCUCUCUCUGUGAUCAAAGAGAAAGUCAAGAAUCUUCUUCUUCUUGGUAUCAGAUCUGUUUCUUGGUCCAUAAUUACGUAAUAGAGGGUUCUUGAUCUAGGGUUUAUUUUUGCUUGCAAAAAAAAAAAAAUAAAGAAUCUGUUUCUCAUCCAAUUCUACCCACCAUUUUUUGUUGUGGGAGAUUUUUUUUUUUUUAAUUUUCUUACAGAAAAAAUUUCAAAGAGUUUUAAUUCCUUUUAUUUUCUUCAUUAAAAUCUGAGGAGAGAAAAUCAGAGGGAGGAGGUUUUUUUUGUCUCGUAAGUAAGAAUAUUUUGAUUUGUUUAUGGGAAUACCUGAUGGUUCACUCCUAGAUCUGAUUGUUAAGGUUAGGUCUUGGAUAACUUCUGAUCCAAGCGAUUCUUCUUUGUGCUACUCUUCUUCUCAACACUUUGAAACCAUGCCUAUUGUCUCCAAAAUGUGCAAUGACUGUGGAGGAGCCAACCUCCACCACGGCGGUUACUAUUGCCUCAGCUGUGGCCGUUUAUGGUGCAAGAGCUGCUACUCUGAAUCCGAUAGACAAGAAGAUUACAAGAAGCUUUGCAGAGAAUGUGACGGUGAGGUUCUUGAGUUGAGAGAAAAAGGAUAUGACAAGGUUCACCCUCGUGAUAGCCCUGAUCCUCCAUCUUUCCUAGAUUGCAGGAACAUUGCUUCUAUUCGUUGCUAUCCUCGCAGGGGAGAGGAAGAAGAAGGAAGUAGAAGCUGUGGUAAUAAGCAGUUUCUAAGCCCUUCAAGUGAAUACUAUCAGGACAGUUCAGAUAUAGAGUCAGGUAGUGUUAGUGCUAGGCAUGAGCAUUUUAGUUGUAAAUCUUCUGCUGGUUCCAGUCCUCAUGACAGUCCAUUAAGGAACAAUUUUAGUCCUCUUGGGCGCUUUGUACAGCACGCCAAAGACCUUAGCCCUAGAGCCAAGCCAGUUCAGGGGGCCAUGGAACCAGAAGAGGAGGUAGAUACGUUGCAACAACCGUUGGAUUUUGAGAACAACGGCCGCAUCUGGUACCCUCCACCUCCUGAAGAUGAGAAUGAUGAUGCUGAGAGUAGUAACUACUUUGCGUAUGAUGAUGAUGAUGAUGAUGACGAUGAUGUUGGGGACUCUGCUGCCGAGUUUUCAUUGAGUAGCAGCUUCUCUAGAGAGAAGCUUGGAGAGAACAGUAAUGAGCCUCUUAGAACGGUGGUGCAUGACCAUUUCAGAGCUCUUGUUGCAGAGUUAUUACGUGGAGAGGAGCUUGCUCCUUGUGAUGAUGAUGAUGGCAGUGCUGGUAACUGGCUUGAUAUUGUCACUGCUUUGGCAUGGCAGGCUGCGAAUUUCGUGAAGCCUGAUACUCGUGAAGGAGGUAGUAUGGAUCCAGGGAACUAUGUCAAGAUCAAAUGUGUAGCAUCAGGGAAUCAAAAUGAAAGCAUCCUUGUCCGGGGAAUAGUGUGUAGCAAGAACAUAACACACAAGAGGAUGACAUCACAGUACAAACAUCCGAGGGUGCUUCUUUUAGCUGGCUCUCUUGAGUAUCAGAGAGUUGCUGGCCAGUUAGCUUCCUUCAACACUCUUCUCCAACAGGAGAAUGAUCAUCUCAAGGCGAUUAUAGCAAGAAUAGAUUCACUUCAUCCUAAUGUUCUCCUAGUAGAGAAGAGUGUAUCUUCAUAUGCUCAGCAGUAUCUUCUAGAGAAGGAUAUUUCAUUGGUGCUCAAUGUGAAGAGGUCAUUGCUUGACCAAAUAGCGCGUUGCACCGGUGCUGUUGUAUGCCCUUCUGUAGAUAGUAUCUCCACUGCUAGGUUGGGACACUGUGAACUUUUCCGGACAGAGAAAGUGUUGGAGCAACAUGAAGCUGGGACUCAGUCCAACAGGAAGCCUUCAAGGACAUUGAUGUACUUUGAAGGGUGUCCUAAGCGCCUAGGUUGCACCGUUGUGCUUAAGGGAAGUUGCCGCGAAGAGCUGAAGAAGGUUAAGCAUGUUAUUCAGUACGCUGUGUUUGCAGCUUACCACUUGUCAUUGGAGACUUCAUUCCUUGCCGAUGAAGGUGCUUCUCUGCCUAAGAUAAGGCUUAAGCAACCGGGGAUGGUUAGGUCAGCUUCUGAAAGGAGAAUAGUUGAUGAUGGCAUUUCUCUAGUGACUCAUUCUCCUUCAGAGAAAGAUCAUGAAGACACAACAUUGAUGCAAGAGCAUGAGGUUUGUGAGGAUUUUGAUCCAAGUCUGAUAUUCCCAUCAUGUGAAGUUGACACUGAGCAAUCUGAUGCCAUGUAUGUUGGAGACAUCCCUGAAACACCUACUCAAGAGGUCAGAGGUGAAGAGGAGAACUUGCCACAACAUGAGGGACAUGAUGAAGAAGAUGUUUCUAGUGAAUAUUUCUCUGCUGCAGACUCUCAUCAGAGCAUUUUAGUCUCUUUUUCAAGCCGGUGUGUUUUAAAAGAAUCAGUAUGUGAACGGUCAAGACUCUUGAGGAUUAAGUUCUAUGGAUCCUUUGAUAAACCUCUCGGAAAAUAUCUGAAAGAUGAUCUCUUCGAUCAGACAUCAAGUUGUAGAACGUGUAAGGAGGUGGUUGAUGCGCAUGUCCUCUGCUACUCUCAUCAGAAUGGAAACCUUACCAUAAACGUUAGACGUCACUCAUCCAUGAAGCUUCCUGGUGAACAAGAUGGGAAGAUAUGGAUGUGGCAUCGCUGCUUGAGAUGUGCACAUGUGGAUGGUGUCCCACCUGCUACUCGUAGAGUAGUUAUGUCUGAUGCUGCAUGGGGACUGUCUUUUGGGAAGUUUUUAGAGCUUAGCUUCUCUAAUCAUGCAACUGCGAACCGUGUUGCAUCCUGUGGCCAUUCACUUCAGAGAGACUGCCUUAGAUUCUAUGGAUUUGGGAACAUGGUUGCUUUCUUUAGAUACUCUCCUAUCAACAUUCUUACUGUCUUCCUUCCUCCAUCGAUGCUUGAGUUUAACAGCCAUCCACAACCUGAGUGGAUAAGGACAGAGGCAGCAGAGCUUAUGAGUAAGAUGAGGACUAUGUAUGCUGAGAUAUCUGGUAUGCUCAACCGCAUGGAAGAGAAGAGUAGUUUACUAGAACCUGAACAUUCUGAAGCCUCUGAUCUGCAGAGCCGCAUAACGGGUUUAAAAGAUCAACUAGUGAAGGAGAAAGAUGAAUACAAUGAUGCGUUGCAGCCUGUUUUUGUGGAGAAUCUGCAAAGUCACGGGAGUUUGGACAUUCUUGAGCUGAAUAGACUGAGGAGGGCACUCAUGAUUGGUUCUCACGCUUGGGAUCAUCAGCUUUUCUUGUUGAACACUCAACUCAAAAAAGCUAGUGAUGGCAAUGCUUCUAGGAGUCUGGAGAUUCAUGAGCCUCCAAAGAGUGACCAGAGACCACAUGAAGGUUCAGAUGAGAGGGAAGGAAACGCCCAUUCUGAUGCAGAAGCUAAUGAUGACAAUAAAUAUCCGGACAAGCUCCUCUCCCCUGGCUCCUCCCUGUCCGAGAGGAUAGAUUCAGCAUGGUUAGGCUCGUUUCAUAGUGAGGCAGAUGCUAAGUCUCCCCUCAAGAGACUCGCCAGACCAAUCCGGGUGCAGUCUUUUGAUUCAGCUAUACGGUUUCAAGAAAGGAUCCAAAAAGGUUUGCCACCAUCUUCUUUGUAUCUCAACACACUCAGAUCUUUCCACGCUUCUGGCGAGUACAGGAACAUGGUGAGGGACCCUCUCUCUAACGUGAUGAGGACUUACUCACAAAUGUUGCCACUAGAAGUACAGAAGCUGGAUCUUAUCGUUGGUUCAGCGCCUACAUACAUCUCCUCAGCUUCUCAGAUGGCUGAUGGGGCUCGGAUGCUGAUCCCUCAACGCGGCUUAAACGAUAUAGUGAUCCCUGUGUACGAUGAUGAUCCCGCUAGUGUUGUCUCUUAUGCUCUUAACUCAAAGGAGUAUAAAGAGUGGGUUGUUAAGAGAGGCAUCCCUAGGAGUAACAGAGAUUCUGAACCUUCUUCUACAUUCUCUACUUGGCGUUCUCUAGGGGCUAUGGAUGUUGAUUACAUUCACCAUGCAGUGUAUGGAUCUUCUCAAGAUGAUAAGAAGUCUCCUCAUCUGACUAUCUCUUUCAGCGACCGCUCUUCCUCUUCCUCUGAAGGUAAAGUGAAGUUCUCUGUGACGUGUUACUUCGCAACACAGUUUGACACUCUGAGGAAGACUUGCUGUCCAAGCGAAGUGGACUUUGUGAGGUCCUUGAGCCGGUGUCAGAGAUGGUCUGCGCAGGGAGGGAAGAGUAAUGUUUACUUUGCCAAGUCAUUAGACCAGAGGUUCAUCAUAAAACAAGUUGUCAAGACAGAGCUGGAUUCUUUUGAGGAUUUUGCACCUGAGUACUUCAAGUACAUGAAGGAGUCUCUCAGCUCCGGGAGCCCUACUUGUCUUGCUAAGAUCCUCGGUAUCUACCAGGUCUCAAUUAAACACUCUAAAGGUGGUAAAGAAACAAAAAUGGAUUUGAUGGUGAUGGAGAAUCUCUUCUACAACAGAAAGAUCUCUAGGAUCUAUGACCUCAAGGGAUCUGCACGGUCACGGUACAAUCCAAACACAUCUGGAAAAGACAAAGUUUUGCUAGACAUGAACCUGCUUGAGACACUUCGGACAGAACCUAUAUUCCUAGGGAGCAAGGCCAAGAGAAGCCUAGAAAGAGCUAUAUGGAAUGACACAAACUUCUUAGCUUCUGUGGAUGUAAUGGACUACUCAUUGCUGGUUGGGUUUGAUGAAGAGCGUAAAGAGCUGGUUCUUGGGAUUAUUGACUUCAUGAGACAGUACACAUGGGACAAGCACCUUGAGACUUGGGUUAAAGCUUCAGGCAUUUUGGGUGGACCCAAAAACGCCUCUCCAACAAUAGUGUCACCAAAACAGUACAAGAAAAGGUUUAGAAAGGCCAUGACCACUUACUUUCUCACUGUUCCUGAGCAGUGGACCUCUUGAUUAAAGUGAAAGAGUGAAUCAUUUUUCAUCAUUCUUUUGUUAUUCUACAAUAAGAAAAAAAGGGGAAUUGGUUUAACAGACUGAUACAACAUAUACAGGUUGGGACCUGACUGAUUGAUUUGAUCUUUUAUUUGUUUGUGUUUGGUGUGUGUGAGUGUUGGCUUCUCUGAGUAUGGAGAAUUGUAUAUUGUAUUUAUCGGCUAAACUUAUGCCACACAACUUGAAAGAAAAAAAAUACUAAUGAUUUGCCAUUUUUCUUUUAU